AUGAAGAUAUCUGUUUCCUCGUUUUUGGCGUUUUCUACGCUUAUUUACCAUUCCACAUUAGCCACGACCCUGAAACCAUCGCGAAAAGACACUUUAGAAUCAUGGAACUCUGUUCAAGCACGACACCUAUCUCCGGCAUAUCCUCAUGGUGGUCUUCGGAAACGGCAGCCUGGCAAGAUACUAGGAAAUGAAGCCAGACUCGAUUUUGUUGAUCAUUUCACUCAUGUUACUGCACGGUCGAAUGACCCGGUUCUUUACGCUACUUUAAACAUGCGAAGUAACCAUCCUGUUCUAUCGAUAGAAGAUUUAGAAGAUGGCCUCGUGGAUGUUACCUGUUCUGAGGAAGGUAUCAAACUGACCUUCAGCACUUCACAGUAUAUGGAGCAGGUUAGCAAAGAGCUUGGAAACACCGACGAAUUCGUUGCUAUCUCAUCACACUGGGGAUGUAAUGAAAAAGAGGAGAGGGCACCGCAUAUGAUUACGGGUAUCACUGUUAACAAGGACGAGAAUAGUGUUCUGCUCUCGCGGAAGGAUGUCCAAUGGAAAGAAGCAUUCCACAGCAUCGAUGUCUCCUUUUCGCACAAGAAGAGCAGCAGCGUCGUCAGACGUAGUCAAAAACCCGUGAAUCCGAACCGGCGCAGAAGUGGCACACGGACACCUGAAGAAUCACCAACUUCUACUGUCCGCGACGUCGUCUUCCCUGGUGUGCCUUCAAAUAUCCCUUAUUUAAAGGACGGUGGGGGACGAAUUAGUGUUAACCAUAAGGGUAGAAAGCUUGUGCCUCUCGACUCGGAUAUAACCAACAUUUUGGGAUUCACCGAUGAUUCCGGCCUGGUCUCUACCCUUGCAUUUAUCAGCGAAGGACGGGUCGAUAUAGAACUAAGUAGAGUCUUUGCUCGGAUGGAGCUUGAGCUGGCCUUGGAAGCUGGCAAGGAGCUGCUUAACUUCACUGUGCCAAUGCCUUCGGCCCCCCUCAGUCCGUUUACAAUCCCCCAAGUGGUUGAUUUCGGGGCCAUAUUGGUCCCUCAGGUGUCUGUAGAGGUCGCUCUGAGCAAGCCAUUGAACCUCACUUACGGCGUGGACAUCUCAGUUCCAGAGGACUCAUUCAUCUCACUUAACUUUGGAUCUCCUGCAAACUCAACUAUCAAAGGGCUUCAACAUACUACCUUUACGGAGAUUCCCUUCCAGUCCCCCCAGGCUAUCACAGAUCUUACUUUCUCUGUCAGCUUCUCACCGGAGAUCCUCUUCGGCCUGCGCUCUCCUACCGGAAUCAUUAGUGGUGGAGCUGGCGUGGCCUUCAACAUGCCUCAGGCGUCAGUGAAAGUCAGUCAGCUCGACGACGUCAACGAAGUCUGUGAAAAGAUCCCACAUGCUCCAGGGAUUGAAGACGACAUGACCAAGAAAGACAGCCUCUUUGGCAACUUCACGCGUGUUGAGCCAUCUCUCGAGUUCAACGUCAUCCCUUUUAUUGAAAUGCAGCUUGACCUACCUCGUGGUGAGGUUCUUCAGCAGCUUGAGGCCACUGUCACUUCUACACAGUUGAGUCUGCCCACUGCUUGUUUGGCCUUCGACCAGAAGAUGAGCACAUAUGGUGCUCCGACCCAGGUUUUGGCAACCUCAACUGCCGGUCCAACUGCCACAGCUUCCGAGGCAAAGAAGGGGGCUGCUGGCCGAUCCGGUGUUGCAAAUACAUGGUCAGUGUUGUGCAUCUCUGUCCUUGUAUCAGCGGUAUUUAUUGCUAUGUAG
Trichophyton benhamiae CBS 112371 is the source of this 1746-nucleotide messenger RNA. RefSeq names its product GPI anchored protein, putative. Bases 1 to 1746 code for a protein of 581 amino acids. Lineage: Eukaryota; Fungi; Ascomycota; Eurotiomycetes; Onygenales; Arthrodermataceae. The record is from RefSeq and is a predicted model, not a curated record. The transcript has 6 exons.